Molecule: messenger RNA, 435 nt
Organism: Klebsormidium nitens
Lineage: Eukaryota; Viridiplantae; Streptophyta; Klebsormidiophyceae; Klebsormidiales; Klebsormidiaceae
Source: the annotation of a GenBank genome assembly
AUGAACACUGAAGAAACCGCGACAGGAGCAGCUGCAGACGGGGUUGCUCAGUUUACGAAGCUCCCACCCGAGCUUCUUGUGAGGAUUCUGUGCCAGGACGCGCUUGAGAUUACUGACCUCCUGAUGUUUGGAGCAACGAGCAAGGACUUGCAUGGUUUCAUCGAUGGAUCUGCGGAGCUCUGGCGCACCCUCUAUGUAAGGGACUUUACGAAGCUUCAUCCUGAGGAGAAGAACAUGGAUGCAAAGCUGAUCAAGAAGCGGUACAGGCAGAAGCACGUCCGACUGGCACGUAAGGGGAAGGCCGUCAAGUGGUCACGCGAAACCAUCAUCGAGACUGGAGAGCUCAUGGGGGACUUCGUGUCGCACGCUCGAAAGCGUUGGUGGCUGCGCCGCACCUUGGCAACCUGUGCCUCGUCUUUGGGGUUUCGAGAAUAG